This is a messenger RNA of Phragmites australis (common reed), 2664 nucleotides long. Its product is annotated as histone-lysine N-methyltransferase, H3 lysine-9 specific SUVH4-like. Lineage: Eukaryota; Viridiplantae; Streptophyta; Magnoliopsida; Poales; Poaceae. The coding region runs from base 1959 to 2489 and encodes 176 amino acids. The transcript is spliced from 7 exons. The record is from RefSeq and is a predicted model, not a curated record.
UUUUUCGUCAAAAAAUAUAACACUCGCCUGGGAAAAUACAAUCUCUAAAUUAACAGGAAAAUUUAUUAGAAUCAAUUGUACCUAGGUCACAGCCCAAAAAUCAGUAUAUAGGUGCUUACCAAAAUCAUGAAUCGAGCAGCACAAGAAACCCCAAAUGCACCAGGUUGGUUCUGAUUUCUCCAUCGGAGGAGCUCGGCUAGCCAUAUAUCAGAUCCGAUGAAUCACUCCUGCUAGCCUGGUAAAAUCGCCUCCGUUUUGUGCAGGUUUUCCUCCUUUCGUUAAUUUUCUCUGAUGAACCACUCGUGCCACAACGGACUAGCCAUAUAUCCAAUGAACCACUCCUGCCACAAUGGACUAGCCAGAUAUCGGCAACUACCUCCAUUUUGUGCAGGUUUUCCUCCUUUCGUUAAUUUUCUCUGAUGAACCACUCGUGCCACAACGGACUAGCCAUAUAUCCAAUGAACCACUCCUGCCACAAUGGACUAGCUAGAUAUCGGCAACUACCUCCAUUUUGUGCAGGAGGAGCAGCGGAGAUCAGAGGCUGUAAGGCAAGAACUCAAGGCUUCCAGGGCUCUCAAGUGUCAGGUGUGGCCGUGAUGUUGUGUUUUAUUCAUCAAUUAAGCUGUGAGAAUAAGUUCUGGUUCCUAGGUUCAGCACAAAAAUUUUAUACAGGUUAAGCAAGAGCGAUAUGUGUGCUUUAGUUUAGUUUGUUUUUCUCCAUCAUACAAGUUAAGAAAGCAUGGUUGUGUACUUUCAUUCAGUUUAAUUUCUUUCACGUUAUUCAACUAAGGAAACAUUGUAACAUAUAGUCAAAACCGUCAGGAAAAAACUGAUUUGGGGUAGUGUGUUGAAUGCAAGUUACAUGUGGAAUCCUAAUGGUGGUUGGCUAUAUAGCAGCCAUUGUGCUUAGGAAGCAUAUAUAUCAAGUGGGUUGAACUUAUAGUUACUUGUUUGCUUACAUGUGCUUAUCUUUGUAUUGAAAUGUACUAUGUGCAAUGUAAUGUAAUGAACCAUGUGUUACUUGUGCUGCCACGUAUUUCCUUCCUAAUGCAUCUAUUUAUUUAUGUAGACCUGAAAUUCUAAUCAUAAUAGGCUAAUAGUAGAUGUUGUGUUCAUGGAAGCAUACUAUGUGUGUUGAUCCUAUAGUUGUUGUUUCUUCCCCAUAUUUUUACUUGAAUAUAUUUAUAGUCUGAAAUGCGCUAUGCAUAAUUUUGAACGUGUUGUUUUUUGUGCUUCCAGGUCUUUCCUUCCAUAUGGCUUUUGUAGAUGUAUCUAUUUCUUUUUGUAUACUCGAGAUUUUAACCAUAAUAGACUGAUCUUUGCAUAUGGAUGCAUAUUGGGUGGGUUGAUCUGGUGGUCAUCUGUCUACUUUUCAGAACAUGAUUUGUGUAAAUUUUUAAAAAAGUUUUCCACGGGGAGCAUCCCCGUCUUCGUCUUAAAGGAGGGGAUUAUUGAACCCUGUCGAGCCAAGAAACUCACUGAAACCAAUUCUCAAGAAGGUACCCAUAUUUUGUGAGCACCCGAGUUCAAGUCCGGGUGGGCAGUCUCUUUACUGGAGGCUCUACCAACCGAGCUAUCACUCGGUUCUCAUUUGUGUAAUUUAAUAAAUCAUAUGUUGUGGUUUUUUCUGCCAGGUAUUUCCCUCUGAAUGGUUUUGUAGAUGCUCUUACUUGUAUCUGUGCAUCACAAAUCCUUGUCAUAAUUAUACUAAAAGUAGCCAAUGGAACAUAUUACGUGGGUUGAUCCUGUAGUUUGUUUCUCUUUGUUGCCUGCAUAUAUCUUCGUUCUGAAAUAUGUUAUGUGUGUUUAUGCUGCGAGGUGUUUCAUUAUGAAUGAUUCUGUACGAUCUGUUUAUCUCCAUACACCUGAAAUCCCAAUAAUAGUAGAUUGAAAAUAGCCUUUGUGCAUAUAAGAGAGACCUGGUGAUGAUGGGAAAACCCUGCCUCUAGCAAAACAACAUGUCAAGAGAGGUCGAAAUGGAAGUACUAGAGGCCGUAAACCAAAGAAUGGCAACAGCCAAGACAAUGGACGCCACCAGGAAGGAAAACUACCAUAAAAAACGACCGGAUCUGAAGGCAUUAACAAAGAUGCAAGAAAGCGGUGCCAUACUUUAUCAAGAGAAGAGGAUACGACAUCUUCCUGGGAUUGCUGUUGGGGAUCAGUUCUACUCACGUGCUGAGAUGGUUGUCCUAGGGAUCCACAGCCGUUGGCUGAAUGGUAUAGAUUAUAUGGGUAUGAAAUACCGAGAUAACCAUUUUCACUUGAUUAAGCAGAAAGGGUACGAGGACUUUACUUUCCCACUUGCAACCUGCAUUGUAAUGUCGGGGGUAUAUGAAGAUGAUUUUGAUAAUGCCAAUGAAAUUAUUUACACUGGCCAAGGUUUGUUCAAUUGGCUUGGCAAUCGUCACCAGAAAACUGAACAAACGUUGCUUCGUGGAAACUUGGCACUGAAGAUUAGUUCUCGUGGUUCCUUUGAUCUUAUAUUCUAGGUAAACCCCUGUUGUCAUUUCAUAGUUUCCAUUCCUUCAUUUUUCUUGUAUAUUUGUUCCAGAGCCACCAAUUAAAAACGUUCCCUCUCUCUUUUAUUUUUUAUGUUGUGAAAUUCCCAUCUUUUACUAUCUCAUAAAUAUGCUGAUUUUGGUCAAGAAGUAGAUUUUUUUUUUG